Molecule: messenger RNA, 1341 nt
Organism: Aphanomyces invadans
Lineage: Eukaryota; Oomycota; Saprolegniomycetes; Saprolegniales; Verrucalvaceae
Exons: 2
Coding region: 24-773 (249 amino acids)
Molecular function (GO): protein binding; fatty-acyl-CoA binding
Source: RefSeq, a predicted model, not a curated record
GCUAUUUUCUGCAUCGUCUCGCGAUGGCGACGCAGUUCUCAACGCCGCGCCAUGCAGCGCGGCGCAUUGGAGCGAUUCCUUCCGUUGCCGUUCCUUUUGUAGAUGUUCCUCCGAUACCUCCUGCAGUAGAAGAUCACCGGUUCACGUCUCCUCGCGGGGCGGCUGCGACCACGGCUCGGUCCACCUCGAGCAACUCGGAGUUGUUCGACUUUUCCACCCCUCGACAUGAAAACACAUCGUACUCCUCGGACGAACGCGAAGACGAUACCGCGGCCCGUCCUCCUCCCCGUCCGACAUUGGCGUUGCAACCUCAACGCUCAUACUACAAAGACAUUGCGUUCGCAAAGCCUGUCAAGCCCGUCGACGUGUUCUCGCUCGUGCGACACAACCGCGUGGACGACGUAAAGACCGUGCUGGACAAUGGACUGCCAGUGGACAUUACAGACGAGAACGGCAACACUCUCCUCAUUAUCGCGUGCCAGAACGGUCUCAAGCGGCUGACAAAGGAGCUCCUCCGUCGCGGCGCCAACAUCAACGCGUGCAAUAAACGGCGCAACACGCCGCUGCACUUUUGCUUUGCGUAUGGAUACGGAGAGACGUUAGGCGCGUACUUGAUCUCGAAAGGUGCCGACGUAACGCUGACCAACGACGAUGGCCUCGAGUGCUACUACGGCAUCGAGCCUCCCCAGCAAAUGCAUGCGAGAGCGCCAAACGCAGACGUGAUGGGAGCUCCACCGCCUCGUCAUCGCCCGAUUCACUUCAGUACUGCAUGAGGGCGGCACAUCGGUCGACUUCAGGCACGCGAUGAGAUAAAUACAUUUUCAACGUCAUAUUGAACAACCCGUGUUGGGAUUACUCGAGUUAACCACCCAGCUUGACGCGCUUAGUAGAAAAAGCCAAUGAUCUUCCCACCGGUCUGCUUGCGGCGGGCUUCGUUGUGGUCCAUGAUGCCGUAGGUCGUGGAGAGAACAAGGUGCCCGAAUUGGCGCGAAGGCAGCAAGUUGUUGAUCCACUUUUCAAUGUCGUGCUGCUUGACGUCGAAGCGGGGCGAGAUGACACCGCACUUGUUGAUGCGUCCGCGCAAUUCCACCACGAUCUUGCCACCACGGUGGUCGUCGACGAUUUCAAAUUCGCCAAUGUACCCGUUCUUUUGCAUGGUUUGCAAAAACUUGACGAUCACCUUCGACGAAGGGCGCACGAGGACUUGGCGCUUGCCGCGCUUUUCAGCGUUGUAGAUGGUCUUGAGGCAAUCGGCGAGAACGGACAUGCGCACCAUGCUACAUGAGCAAACACACAAGCACACAAGUGAGGUCCAUGUGUCGAUGCCAAGGUCAGAACGUC